Molecule: messenger RNA, 6262 nt
Organism: Equus caballus (horse)
Lineage: Eukaryota; Metazoa; Chordata; Mammalia; Perissodactyla; Equidae
Source: RefSeq, a predicted model, not a curated record
CCACGUUCUCCCGCGCCAUCUGGUGCCAGCCUUUGGGGAGGGGCCUUCCCUCCGGCGCGGGGAUCCGGAGGACAAGGAGCCAAGCCCCACCUGCCGUCCUGGUCACCACUGUUUUGCAGCCGAGCGAUUGGACGCCCAGGGCUGAAGCGGAAAGUACCUGGUGUGUAAAAGGAAGCUGGAGAGCAAGAAGGAAGCACUACUGAUCCUGUCCAAGGAGCUGGACACAUGCCAGCAGGAGAGGGACCAGUACAAGCUCAUGGCCAACCAGCUCCGAGAGCGCCACCAGUCCCUAAAGAAGAAACACCGAGAGCUGAUCGAUGGAGAUCCAUCAAUUCCCCCUGAAAAGAGGAAACAGGCUAAUCUUGCACAACUAUUGAGAGAUUGUCAGGACCGAAAUAAACAUCUGGGAGAAGAAAUUAAAGAACUUCAGCAAAGGCUCGGAGAAGUCCAGGGCGACAAUAAGCUCUUGAGGAUGACAAUUGCCAAACAGAGGCUCGGAGACGAAGAAAUCGGCGUGCGGCACUUUGCAGCCCAUGAGCGUGAAGACUUGGUUCAGCAGCUGGAGAGAGCUAAGGAGCAGAUUGAGUCUCUAGAGCACGACCUGCAGGCCUCUGUGGAUGAGCUUCAGGAUGUCAAAGAAGAGCGGUCUUCCUACCAGGACAAGGUGGAGAGGCUCAACCAGGAGCUAAACCACAUCCUGGGCGGGCAUGAGAACCGCAUCAUUGACGUGGACGCCCUGUGUAUGGAGAACAGGUAUCUUCAAGAGAGAUUAAAGCAACUUCACGAAGAGGUCAACCUCUUGAAAUCUAAUAUUGCCAAAUACAAGAAUGCUCUGGAGAGACGGAAAAACUCAAAAGGCCAGGGCAAAUCCAGCAGCAGUGCUCUGACUGGAGUCUUGUCUGCAAAGCAAGUUCAGGAUCUGUUAUCUGAGGAUCACGGAUGCAGUCUCCCAGCUACUCCACAGUCCAUUUCUGAUCUGAAAUCUCUGGCGACAGCCCUGUUGGAGACGAUCCAUGAAAAAAACAUGGUUAUCCAGCACCAGAGGCAGACCAACAAAAUCCUAGGGAAUCGAGUGGCUGAACUAGAGAAAAAAUUAAGGACUCUGGAAGUUUCUGGUUUGUGGAGUCUUCCGGGCCUGAGCUACAAUGUUUCAGUAGGAUUCGGGAGGGGCAAGGACACCAUCCUCUUCAGCGACCCCACUCUUCCCACCGUGCAGAGGUCAAGAUCCCCACUGCUGAAGUUUGUUGAGCAGCCCGCUGAGAACAAAGCAAAUCCCAAGGAUGGGGAGAUUCAGAAGCAAGAACGAGAUGAAAGUUGUGCCACUGCUGAGGCGUUGACAGCGCUGGAGGAUGCUGGGAGGCCCGCUGUCAACUCCCCAGCAAAUCCGAGCCACGGGAACCAACGCAAGCACUUUCAUCCUUCAUUAUCCCAGUUACCUUCUGAGGAGGAAGUAAACAGGCUUGGAAGGGAGAUAAUGAAACUGACAGAGGAGCAGGCAGCUGCAGAACCAGAAGGGGUCAAAAGGGGGAGUCCCAUGGAGGGUCAGAGGGAGGAGAUGAGGCCAUCCCCACUGGGUCUGGCCUCCAAGGGAGAGUGCCUCAAGUCCUGCCAGGACUCCUUUGAGUCCAGCCAGCCAGCGGCCAAAGCAUCCACACUGGAAGACGGCAAGGAAACCCCAGAGGGUGGAGGCACAGGGAGUGUGGUGAAAACAUGAUGGGGAGAGGGAUCGGGCAUGACACCACGUCGAAGGCACCAGGGACGGUAAAGAAUUAAGCAUCAGAGCAGCUCGCUGGAGCGGCUUUCUCCUAAAACACCUCCAAGUCUGCAAGUGAGAAAAGACACAGAUCUUGUUGCAAACUGUGAAUAUUCUGAUGACGCCAGCACAGUUCGAUUUAUUAAAUGCGGGUCCUCAAGCUUCUCAGUGUCAUCUCCUUCUGCCGAAGAUGCACUGCUGUGAACGUGGCCAGGCACAGGAUCGUGCCCGCCAUAUGGCUGGGUUUUGGCAUCCGUCUUUCUGUCAGCAUUUAUUUUAUUAGAGAUAAGAUGUUUUUCUAUUAGCGUUUAAUGUUGUCGAUCAAAAUUAUGGGAAAAGCUUGAAAUGGAUGGGGGUUUUAAUCAAGUCUCCAUCUUUGUAAUGGUUAGGUGGCCGGAGAGAAAGGUAUAAUUGAGCAUAAUGGGUCCAGAGGACCCUUGGCUCCACUUCAUCAUGUUGGGGGCCGUAGGACCUCCCAGGGUGGGUGGUGUUGGCAUCUUGCCAGCGGCACUGUCUGUCAUGGCACCACCUGGCAGGUGGAAAGGAGGUUGAGCAGUCUCAGAAGAUUGGACUUCCAGUUUGAAAUCCACAGCCCCUGUUGAGACCUGUUUGCUGACUGCUAGAGCCAAGUUUUCUAGCCUGUAAUUCUGGAAGAUAAUUGACCUGAAGUGAUAGAAGGAAGGGGACUCCAAUCCUGUUUGGAAUUUUCGUUUCUGAGAUGAGAUGAGUGCUAGAACCUGGGUAUGCUGGUGCUCCCUCUUCCACCUGUGGUGCAUGUAGGACUUUAUGACCAUGUGGGGUUUGGGCAAGAUAGAGCUUCUUAGGGCCAAUCCAGCUUCCUGUACCACCUUUCACACCUCCAACAGAAUGUUGAGGCUGCCUCCUCUGUGCCUCCAGGUACUGGGAUUUUAAAGACACGACACAGAGCUCAUGGCCCUACAGUGGAACGAGAGAGGGAAACAAAAUAACUUCAUUGCAGCCUGGAAAGGGGACUAUGGAACCAAGUACAAGCGCCAAGGGUGGGAAAAGGGGGAGUGGGCAACCUUACCUGGUUCUUUCCUUGGCGAUAACAAUUGCUUUCCUAGGCAGCAUCUCGUGCUGCAGGAAACUGAAGGCUCACCCAAUGCUAGACCUUUCUUUGAGCUGAGCUCAGUUCAUUUCCCCAGGAGGGCCUGAUACCAGAUCCCAAAGCUCAAAGCACCCUGAGAACCAGAAUCCCUUCUUUGAGAGACUCUCCUGCAGGAGAAACAGAAGCUCCUGAGGUGGGAGAGGUUGAAAAUUCAUCCUAAAAAUCGAAUGUUUAUACCCAGGCUUGUGAUCCCCGGCGUGAAACCUGCACAUGGGUGGCCAGCCCACUCUGAUGCUUUGCUGCCACAUUUCGUCUCCUGGCAUCACUCUGCUAGCGGAGUGGAAGCUCUGUCAGAUUUUUGUGCGGUCUCACCCUGAAGGAGGGCAAAGUGCAGACAAGAAGGUCCAGUCCUUUGCCAGAUGCACACUGGGUGGACCUCCGGCUGCUUUCCUCCCACUCGCCUGAGGUCACCCCUGCAGUAGGAUGGAGGCAAGCCCGAGUCAGGGCACCGUCGCCCCUGGUGAGCUGAACACAUCAUCCACCGCUGCCCUCCAGGCUCCAGUGCCCCAUUCACCCCUCUGCGCUCCAGCCUCUCCCUUCUCCCCACACCCGCCCCCUCGACUUCCCCUUUAGGGAGGUUGCUUCUGCAGCUGCAAAGCUUGCACAGGCCAGCAGCCACAGAAAUAAUUUGCCUGCCACACUAGGCCUUAACUGUCUGCAAAUGUUCAGCACUCCUGCAUAGGAAAAUACAGCCAGAUUUAAUACAAUCAUAAGAAAAAGAAAAAUCUCUCCCCGCAGAAGCUCUGGUUUUGACACGCAGUCGGCCAGGUGCACAUCUUUAGGGCUCAUUCAUCACCUUCUGGAAAGCAGGGCUUAUAAUAAACUCCGACACAUCCCAUCGUGGGCAAGAAAGCUGCCAUGAGUCCCAGAGUCUGGGGUUCGGGGCGGGGAGGUCAUAGGGAGCGAUACCUAAACUCCGUGUGCAGUCAGCCUGGGAGGGUUCUGUGUUAUUCGAUGGGAUUGGAGGCAGUGAGUUGAUCCUGUCACAUGUGUAAUCUUGACAAUGCCCCAUACACACGUGUGCCACUGUCCCACCUCUGCUGUCCCGGCCCAACGUGGUUCUUCUGUUCCACAGAUAUUAAAGAGAGUUUCAUCAAUUACUUGGGGUUGUCUUUUUAAGAGUCAUUGUCAAGUGCAGCAUUCUCUCCCCUCCUCCACCAGAUGACCCUGCAUCAGUCAGCAUACUCAGCUCCAAUUCACACUUUCAGAAACUUAAACAAUAGGGAAAUGAAUUCUAUUGCAUAACAUUAACUUGAGAAGUAGGGCAUUCCAGGACUGGUUCAUUCAAGAAAGUUAUUAAGGAUCUGAGUUUCUGUCUUUCUGCUCUGCCUACCUUGGUAUCAGCUCCUCCCUCAUGCUAACAAGAUAGCUGCAACAGCUCCAGGCAUCACGUGUUCUCACAUCUGUCCAAAGGCAGAAGGAAGUUUCUCCAUGUGUAUGUAUGUGCAUGUACGUGUGUGUGUGUGUUUUAAGAGCAAGAAACCCAGUUCUCGUCAUAUUUCAUUGGCCAGAAUUAUCACAUGUCUAUGUGACAUGUCACACGCCUAUGUCUAAACAUCCCUAGCAGGGGAGAUGGAAUUACUGUGAUGGAUUUAGGGUCAUCAAGAUCACCCUCUGAAUUGGGGAGGAGCCCCAUCCCUGGACAUGCAGACUCUAAAAGGAUGAACACCAAAACAAAGUCAGGUCUUGAGAAGUGUAGGAGAGUUGGGAAGAGAUUUGAGUAGGCCACCAACAGCAUUGUCUUUUUGGUUUUGUUUAUUUUUCCCUUAAAAAGCCAAUAGUACAUUACUGGUGAGUUUAGAGUUGGGGGGAGGGGCGGAGGUGGUUGUUUGUUAAGAAAAAUGCCAUCUCAUGUCUCCCCUUCCCUGGCUUCUUUAUCACCUGUUCUAUUUUGUCACUGGAAUGUUCCCACCUUUGUUUACCUCUUCAACUGUGUCUGUCCUUCCAUUAUUUUUCCAGCUCGGCUGCCAGCAGAAUGGAGAACAGUCUGGAUAAAUGAAACAGAGCUGACAGGUCUCCUAAUGAAAGCUUGUUUGCACUCACUGCAUUUCUUGUGAUUGCUCUGUACCUGAGAGCCUUUAGGUGUGGAUUUUUACAUCUGAGUGUUUGUCGUUCUUUUAAUUAAGGCCGGGGGAAAUGGAUUGGUUUUUGUAAACCAGGUAUUUCUCAUCCUUAACUCCUCCUCUUUCCAUGCCUCCUCUGCCCGCCUUCCUCUCCCCUCCUCCUUUCUUCGCCCGGCCCGGAAGCCUCUGGAGCUAGGAGGCUCUGCUGGCAGUCAGCUCAAUUCCCGCUGGAACUCCUUCCAGUGGGCAAUCUUAAGGAAGCAAAAUUUGUUUUCCAUCUCUGUUCCUCUUCCGUGCCCUCACUCUCAGACACACCUAUCAAGAUGUGAAGUUCCGAAAAAGCGUUCUGGCGUGAGUCAUUCACAGUUGGAGUGAAUUUUGGGGUGUGUUAUUCCUACUGGAGCAUUUGCAUCCCAAUUCACCAUGGGACGUGAAAGGUUCAAUCUCUUCUUUAAGAAAUUUCGAAGACCAGCUCCUUGCUCAGUGGGGUCACCUUCCUGUCUCUUUGACAUUGCAGCAUGGCUUUGGCCCUCUUGGUUUUCUGCUUCUCCAAAAAGUGGGGCUGUCUCCUGGCUCUGUCAUUUUCCUGCAGCCUGUGGAUGGCUUGGUCCCCUACUUCUCUUUGAAAAAGUUCUUCAUUUCAGCACCUUCUCCCUCUGCCGUCUGCUUUCAUUCUGGAAGCCUCCACUUGGAACAAUCUUUCUCCUUAGUAAUACUGAGGGUACCUUCACGUGACUCAGUUAGGGAUAUCAAAAAGCCAGAGGAGUCCCCUCAACUUACUACUUUAACAUAUUCCCUUUUUCCAGAUGUCUUUCUGAACAGAGAAAAAUUUGAAGAUUAGAGAGCUUAGCGGUGAAUCUAAUUAGAAAUGAGAAGCAGAAAAAACAAGAAGGACCUGUCUCUUGAUAUUAUGAUUGCUCACGAAAACAAAACAAAACAAGUUGAUACAGCAUGAAGGCAAUUUAAAAUGAUAGAUAAGAUGUGUUGCCUUACAUUUCAUACCACCUCUUUACUAAAUGAGAACCAUUUUUGGAUGCUUAAGGAAAGUUUGCAUCAUACUGACAAGUUUGACUUUCUGGAAUCUAUGUGAGCCCUGGAAUAUAUUUUGGGAUCUUAGCUGAGGCCAGUGAUAGCCUAUUAAAUUGAAAACAAUUGGCUUAAAAAAACCCAGCAAACCAGCUGCGAUUUUGUAGUUUAAAGAAAGAAGUAACUUCUGUUCAUUUGUAGAUCUUGCUUUAUCGGAUUCUAUGAUCACUGCAUAUCAUAACUAUAUCUUUUUGUUACCUGAAAUAAAAAUGUGGUAAUUUUCUGGCUGUA